AUGCCAUCAGAAUUAAAAUUACAUAAAGAAAAACAUAUCCAAUAUAUUGACUCCCUAGAUAAGAAACAGUCCGAUUUUGAAUAUUGGUUAAGUGAGCACCUAAGAUUGAACGGUGUUUAUUGGGGGUUGACUGCUCUAUCUCUUUUAAAUGCCAAGGAUACAUUUAAAAGGGAAGAUGUUAUUAAAUUUGUUUUAAGCUGUUUUGAUGACCAGUACGGUGGUUUUGCUCCAUUCCCAAAACAUGAUGGACAUUUACUUUCAACUUUAUCAGGUCUUCAAAUUCUUGCUACAUACAAUUCGUUAGAUGCGUUGACAGUAAUAAGACGAGAAAAAUGUAUUAAAUUCAUCAAAGGCAAUCAACUUCCUGAUGGUUCUUUCCAAGGUGAUAGAUUUGGAGAAGUCGAUACAAGGUUUUCAUACAAUGCAUUGAGUUCAUUAUCUAUACUAGGGGAGCUAAGCUCUGAUGUAGUAGAUCCUGCUGUUGAUUUCAUUUUAAAAUGUUAUAAUUUUGAUGGUGGGUUUGGAUCGUGCCCAGGUGCUGAAAGUCAUUCAGCUCAAGUUUUUACCUGCCUUGGGGCCCUGGCAAUUGUCAAUAAAUUAGAUCGUCUAAGCGACCAUCAAAUAGAGGAAAUUGGGUGGUGGUUAUGUGAAAGACAACUACCGGAAGGUGGAUUAAAUGGGAGACCAAGUAAAUUACCAGAUGUUUGUUACAGUUGGUGGGUUUUGUCUUCUCUUGCAGUGAUCAAAAAAUUGGAUUGGAUAAAUUAUGAGAAAUUAAGAAAUUUUAUUCUGCAAUCGCAAGAUGAAGUUAAAGGUGGAAUUAGUGAUAGACCCGACAAUGAAGUAGAUGUCUUUCAUACUGUAUUUGGGUUAGCUGGUUUAAGUUUGAUGGGCUUCGAUGAUCUUGUCCCAAUAGAUCCAGCAUAUUGCAUGCCUUGCAGUGUCACGAAAGAGUUUAAAGUGUACCCAUAUUAG
Tetrapisispora phaffii CBS 4417 is the source of this 975-nucleotide messenger RNA. RefSeq names its product Rab geranylgeranyltransferase BET2 (gene BET2). The transcript has a single exon. Bases 1 to 975 code for a protein of 324 amino acids. Gene Ontology annotation, biological process: protein geranylgeranylation. Gene Ontology annotation, cellular component: Rab-protein geranylgeranyltransferase complex. NCBI's taxonomy places the organism in Eukaryota, Fungi, Ascomycota, Saccharomycetes, Saccharomycetales, Saccharomycetaceae. Gene Ontology annotation, molecular function: Rab geranylgeranyltransferase activity. The record is from RefSeq and is a predicted model, not a curated record.